AUGUCUGGCUGGAAACACUUGAACGUUGCUGUUGUGGGUGGCGGCAUCGGCGGCAUGUCAGUCGCUAUUGCUCUACGUCGUGCCGGUCACGAUGUCACUAUCUACGAGAGAGCAGACUUUGCAGGUGAAGUGGGUGCUUCCGUGUCUUGUGCAGCCAAUGGCACCCGCUGGCUGCAUGAGUGGGAAGUCGAUGUUGCUAAAGGUGAUCCUGUCGUUUUGAAGAAGUUGAUCAACCGUGACUGGAAGACGGGAGAACCUGUCAGUGUUUACGACUUGAAUGAUUAUGAGGAGCGUUGGGGAUAUGUAUACAACAUGUUUCACCGACAGUAUAUGCACUCCAUGUUGAAGGACUCUGCGCUAGAUGACGAUGGAAAGACUGGCACGCCCGCUAAGCUGGAGGUUAACCACAAAUGCAAAUCUAUUGACAUGAAUACAAACACAAUCACUUUCGAGAACGGAGUGACAGCGCAACACGACCUCAUCAUCGGUGCUGACGGUAUCGGAUCCGCAGUACGAGGUAUCAUCGGUAUCAGUCCCGCAAAGCGUCCAGCUGACCAGCAAUGUCUGCAUGCAAACGUAACCACCGAAGAAGCGGUUCGACUAGGCUUGGUGGAUUACUCGCAGGACAGUGCAUUAGAAUAUUGGGGCGGCCAAGAAGGCAAGUGGGACAAGAUCGUGUUGUCUCCCUGCAACGGUGGCAAACUGCUAUCAUACUACUGUUUCUUUCCUCGUGAAGUCAGCGAUUACACGACCCAGGCCUGGGGCUCAGAAGGCCGACCCGUUGAAGACUUGCUGAAGCCCUAUCCCAACCUUGACCGCCAAGUCCUCGAUCACCUUGCCAUUGGUCAGGAAAUCCAGCCCUGGCGACUGUGGGUCCAUGAUCCAUACCCUUACAUCUCAAAGGGCCGUGUCUGUCUUCUGGGUGAUGCGGGACACCCAAUGAUGCCCCAUCAAAGUCAGGGGGCGUGCCAGGCUAUUGAAGAUGCGGCUGCCUUGGGUAUCCUUUUCAACAAGAAAUACUUCAAUGGCGACGUUGAGCAGACUCUUGAGGUCUAUCAGGAGGUUCGUUUGCCCCGAGCUACUCGAGUUCAGGCCGCAGCAGCCAAGGCAGCUUAUAACAUCAAUGAGAGAAUUGGAUUCUCCGAAAAUAAGAAUAUCCCCACCUAUAAGGUCGAAGACCCAAAGAAGGUGUUGACAAUUGAAGAGAUGAACGCAUAUGAUAUGUACCGAGAUGUUGAAGAGAAACUGGCCGCAAAACGUGGCAAUCAAUAUAAUGCCCAGUUCCUCUGCGGAUUACCUAUUGGUCUUAAGCUUCCUAGUGGAAUUAUCAUCGGAGCAGCUGCAUAA
Penicillium taxi is the source of this 1347-nucleotide messenger RNA. RefSeq names its product FAD-dependent oxidoreductase. Lineage: Eukaryota; Fungi; Ascomycota; Eurotiomycetes; Eurotiales; Aspergillaceae. The record is from RefSeq and is a predicted model, not a curated record. The transcript has 4 exons. Gene Ontology annotation, molecular function: monooxygenase activity; FAD binding. The coding region runs from base 1 to 1347 and encodes 448 amino acids.